UUUCCCUCUCGGCGGAAAACACCAGCCUCGAAUAUGCCAAGCUCACCCCACCCAGACGAUCAGGCCGUGCGCUUUCUGCCCCCGCGCCGCGCCGCGCGUGCCGCUCGUCUCGUCGGGUGUCACCGCGCCGCCCCACCCCAUCCGCGCGCCCCCGAAUCUCGCGGCGUCGCCUCGUCAUCGGCCCACAGAAAAGAAAGAAAAGGAGGAGAGCUAAUCGGCCGCCGUGCGGAGCACAGCGCGGCUCAGCGAGCGAGCGGCCGGCCGGCCCUCUCCCUCCUCACGCCGCACUUCAGCAACGUUCCUCACGCCGCACUUGAGCUGCGCGGCCUUGGCCAAGACAGCGCGCCCCCCAGACCAUGCGCGUCGUCUCCGCCCGCGCUGCUCUCCCGUCGCGCCCCCAGCAGCUGCCGCCCCCUGUCCCCGCAUGGCGAGCCCCGACAAGGUCGGCUGCUCGCCGGAGCCGCUGCCCCUCGACCGCCUCCUGGCCGAGCUAGCAGCCAACGCCGAGCGGCUCGGGAGGAGGUGGGAGGCGGCGCUCCGCAAACGGGGUGGGGGAGGGGAGGGAGCCAGAGCGGCGUGCCGGGGGUUGGAGGGUACGAAGGCGGAUGCGGCGAUACAGCUGCACACGCCGCUGUUCUACGCCACCUGCGCCCUCGGCGGGCUCCUCAGCACCGGCCUCACCCACCUCGCAGUCACUCCUCUCGACCUCGUCAAGUGCAACAUGCAGGUCGACCCUGGUAAGUACAGGGACAUUUCAUCUGGCUUCGGUGUCCUGCUCCAGGAGCAAGGUCUUGGUGGUUUCUUCAAGGGCUGGAUGGCCACGCUGGUUGGGUACAGCAGCCAAGGGGCUUGCAAGUUUGGGUUCUACGAGUUCUUUAAGAAGUGCUACUCGGACAUUGCUGGCCCCGAGCAUGCCGAGAAGUGGAAGACCUUCAUCUACCUUGCUGCGUCGGCAUCGGCUGAGUUGAUUGCAGAUGUAGCUCUCUGCCCCAUGGAGGCUGUGAAGGUUCGGGUGCAAACCCAGCCAGGAUUUGCUCGGUGCCUGACUGAUGGGUUUCCGAAGAUUGUCCAAUCUGAAGGUGCCUUUGGGCUUUAUAAAGGACUAAUUCCUCUUUGGGGUCGCCAAGUUCCUUAUACUAUGAUGAAAUUUGCUUGCUUUGAGACCAUUGUUGAGUUGGUAUACAAGCAUGCAGUUCCAAAGCCAAAAGAUGAAUGCAGUAAGCCGCUCCAGCUAGCAGUGAGCUUUGCAGGGGGGUAUAUUGCAGGAGUCUUCUGUGCUGCUAUCUCUCAUCCUGCUGACAACCUGGUGUCUUUCCUCAACAAUGCAAAGGGAGCCACUAUGGCAGAUGCUGUAAGAACUCUAGGGGUGUGGGGCCUUCUUACUCGUGGCCUUCCCCUCCGUAUUAUUAUGGUUGGUACUCUUACUGGAGCGCAAUGGGCAACAUAUGAUGCAUUUAAAGUCUUCGUUGGACUGCCGACAUCUGGUGGGCUUAUUCCUAGUCCUGCCGCUGAUUUACGCCAGGUGGGUGAUGAAAAGAAGAAUUGACUGAAUUGCGUAAAUGUUGUGCCGAGCUACCCUUAGUCGGAGUAGAUCAUGACGAGCCGUUGCUCUGAUUUCCAUGGGAACAUAGGAGGAUGAUUUAGCGAAUUGGGAAUACUAUUUUAAGAUUUAACCAGUAGGAAAUUCACAUUUAAGGGGUUUUUGUUGCUACCUCUUGAAUGACAGAGAAGUGCAAUGAAUGCAAUAAUAUUGAGUGAUGUAUUUGGCACAUUGCCAAACUGAUCUGAAUAUCAGAUGUUCAAUCGGUAAUUCUUGGCUCUGCUGGCAUUCCCUCAGUUCUUAUAUCCAUUUAUCAUCGUCUGAACUACUGAG
Molecule: messenger RNA, 1873 nt
Organism: Oryza brachyantha (malo sina)
Lineage: Eukaryota; Viridiplantae; Streptophyta; Magnoliopsida; Poales; Poaceae
Product: mitochondrial phosphate carrier protein 3, mitochondrial-like
Exons: 6
Coding region: 425-1546 (373 amino acids)
Biological process (GO): mitochondrial phosphate ion transmembrane transport
Cellular component (GO): mitochondrial inner membrane
Molecular function (GO): phosphate transmembrane transporter activity
Source: RefSeq, a predicted model, not a curated record